CGCAGAGGACUUCGCUUGGCGGUGCUGGCGUGGGUUUGUGGCUGAGGUCGGUUCUCUGCUACUGGGCCUGGGAAGAUGGUGCUGGGCGGUUGCCCAGUGAGUUACUUACUUCUGUGCGGCCAGGCGGCUUUACUGCUGGGGAAUCUACUUCUACUGCAUUGUGUCUCUCGGAGCCACUCGCAAAAUACUACCUACGAGCCCGAGUUCACAUCCUCUGGCACCGCCCACCCGGAGGUCUCCGCUGGCACUCAGAGCUGGAAAUAUGUCGACCCCCAGUCUCCAGUCAUCCUUUGCUCUUACCUACCUGAUGAAUUUAUAGAAUGUGAAGACCCAGUGGAUCAUGUUGGAAAUGCAACCGCAUCCCAGGAACUCGGCUAUGGUUGUCUCAAGUUCGGUGGUCAGGCCUACAGUGAUGUGGAGCACACCUCAGUCCAGUGCCGGGCCCUAGAAGGAAUUGAGUGUGCUGAUCCUAGAACCUUCCUACGAGAAAAUAAACCUUGUAUAAAGUAUACUGGACACUACUUCAUAACCACUUUACUCUACUCUUUCUUCCUGGGGUGUUUUGGAGUAGAUCGCUUCUGCCUGGGACACACUGGCACAGCAGUAGGAAAGCUUUUGACACUCGGAGGACUUGGGAUCUGGUGGUUCGUUGACCUUAUUUUGCUCAUUACUGGAGGGCUUAUGCCAAGUGAUGGCAGCAAUUGGUGCACUGUUUACUAAAAACAGCUGCUGUUAUGGCCCAGGGAGGCAAGGUGAAUGCUGUCUUCUGAAUUCAUCUCUACAGGCUCAAAACUCUUCUUUGAUAUCAGACCUGACUAUUACUUUCCCUCUUUGGAGGAAAUGGGUUUGAUUGGGAAGCCUUCUUUGGACUUUGAGUUUUCAGCCCAGGUUUUUUUACCUUGCAGACUAGUAAUGACAUGCAAACAGUGUUGUGAGAAUCAAAUUUCUACCUUUUCUCGUGUACCAAAUACAAAAGAUAGUCACCAACUUGUAAACUGCAGGUCAAGUUUCCGUACCCUCUCUGUCUUUACACUGCUGUAUCUUUGGCCCUUUGGAACAAGUGGGUGGACCCCACAGGAUGAGCAAAUGAAUGUUUUUAGCCAUGUCUCUUUUAUGACCUAGAGUCUUCAUGCAGAAGAUAUCUGAAGCUGAGCCAGUGAAAAUCUUUAGCAGAAGUAGAAAUGGCCAUGGAUUUUAAUUCACACUGAAAUUCUGACUUUCUGAAUUUACGUUGCAGGAAAAAAAUAACCAGCCUGGAAAGUUAUAUGGGUACUUUCGGUAGGUAUAGUGAAACUCAAAUUUGUUUUGCUAAAAACUAGGCAUUUCAGAUGAACCAUCUUUUUAGUAAACUCUUUUGUAUCACCAAUAUCAUCCUCCAGAGGCAGGAUAUGCAGUACAAUAACUUGUUCAUUUCAGUGUUUUGAAAGCCAACAGUAUCAAACAUAUGUCUGAGUUGAGCUGUUCUUCUUGACAGAAUUUUCCCAUCUAAAAAUUAGUACCAUUGAUCAGUUUAUGGAGCCUAUGUUGUAGACUGAUUAAAAAAAAAAAAAAAAAAA
Messenger RNA from Trichechus manatus latirostris (Florida manatee), 1556 nucleotides. It is a transcript of the gene TM2D2, whose product is annotated as TM2 domain containing 2. Bases 76 to 720 code for a protein of 214 amino acids. The record is from RefSeq and is a predicted model, not a curated record. Lineage: Eukaryota; Metazoa; Chordata; Mammalia; Sirenia; Trichechidae. The transcript has 4 exons.